Penicillium coprophilum is the source of this 2004-nucleotide messenger RNA. Its product is annotated as Zn(II)2Cys6 transcription factor. Gene Ontology annotation, cellular component: nucleus. Gene Ontology annotation, molecular function: DNA-binding transcription factor activity, RNA polymerase II-specific; RNA polymerase II cis-regulatory region sequence-specific DNA binding; zinc ion binding. NCBI's taxonomy places the organism in Eukaryota, Fungi, Ascomycota, Eurotiomycetes, Eurotiales, Aspergillaceae. The record is from RefSeq and is a predicted model, not a curated record. Bases 1 to 2004 code for a protein of 667 amino acids. Gene Ontology annotation, biological process: positive regulation of transcription from RNA polymerase II promoter by galactose; DNA-templated transcription. The transcript is spliced from 10 exons.
AUGAUGGAGAAUCUCGGGUCUCCAGCCCGUCAGCCCGGACUCCACCAGUUGGCCUCCAAGCGCACCAAACGGCCGCGUGCAGCUCAAGCUUGCGACAGAUGUCGGCUGAAGAAGUACAAGUGCAACGAACAAUAUCCAUGUUUGCAUUGUAAAAAAAGUAACCUGACCUGUAUAUAUCAGGGCAAUUACCGAGAGCGGGAAAGUAGCCGGUCUGCAGAAUAUGUCACUGAACUCGAGAUGAAAGUGGAAGAGCUGACCUCAAAGUUGCGUGAUGCGGAGGCCAAAACUUCCACUAGGUCUCCCAUCCUACCAACAGCUGAAACCCCAUGUUCUAUGCGGGAUGCCUCCACGCCACGGGAGGGUAUAAGGUUAUCAGAGAUCCCCAAAGAACCUACAGAGAGUGCCGACGACAAGAUCAGCAAAUCCACAUACACCGACGGCAUUGAAUCCCACGGUGGUACGUGCGCGGCUGCAAUAACUGGCCAUCUGAAGAAAGCGCACGAGCCCAAAGGCCAAGAAAAAGCUUGUUCUUGUGCAUCUGACUCCUCAAUCAUCUCAAAGGUCUAUAGGCCAAGCUUCUCCCCUUCGUGCGCUGCUGGAACGGGGCAAACGUUGGCAAUUGAACAGCAAACCUACUAUUUCGACCAGGCUCAUAUCUUUAUGAAUGGAUAUUUUGAGAGUAUCCACUACAUCCACCCGUUUGUUGAUAAGGAGGACUUCCUCGCGCGCGCCAAUGAUCUUUGGUUUAAUCGAUCACGCACGCCUGAGCCGAGUUUUGUCGCACUGUACCUCAGUGUCCUCUCGCUUGGGUCUUUGGUGCGCGUAUGGGAUGAAGAUACCAUAGCCGGCCUGGAUCGGUUUGAAUGGAGCCGAAAGCUGUUUAGGGAAGCGCAGGUAUACCUAGAUCGUUUGCAGUUUUCGAACGAUCUUGAAACUGUCCAGUGUCUUUAUAUGAUGGCCAAAGUUUGUCAAAAUGAACUCGAUCCCAAAUUGGCGUACAUGUAUCUUGGUCUCGCAGUACGGACAUGUCUUUCUGCUGGUUUCAAUCGAGACAUUCCAUGUCUAGGAGACUCCAAGCAGCGUUCUGGUUGGAUUUCAAAGACCUGGUGGGGCCUAUUCUCUUUGGAAAUUGAGAUGAGCUUUUCGGUUGGACGACCGGACACCCUUGGGAUGGAUGAAUACCACACCCGCAGCAUUCCACUCCGCGAUGAUUCUGAAUUUGCCAUAAUCCCAUGGAUGAUUGAUUUUGCGCAGAUCAUCCGACAAGUCUCUGUCCAGAUCUACCAUUCUCGCAUCUCAUUAGAAGACAAGUUACAACUUGCUCUGCAGAUCGAAAUGGAAAUGGAUCGCUGGCUAGCGAGGCUUCCAGAAAUGAUCAAACCCGAUAUUUCCGGACAUGUAAUGUUUCGUAGUGCCCUGCGCGACCCGAAGUGGGCACGGAGACAACGCCUUGUGUUGGGAACUAGGUAUUAUACCGUCAAAAUGCUGCUCUUCCGGCCUUUUUUAAGCCACUUCAAGCGCAAACUUCGAAAUGCUCCAAGCGAAUUGGACCAAACUUUUAACAAGUGUUUGGACUCCGCCAUGAAGGCCCUCCAAUUGGUUCAUGACAUUUACCGAGUUCACACUUUUUUCAGCUGUUGGUGGUAUAACACAACCUACGUGAUGUUUGCUAUAUCGACACUUCUCCUUCCAAUGUCUAGGCUUGGCAUGUGCGCUGAGACCAUGCCCUUCUUGCGAUCCGUGGAAAUGGGCGUAGAGAUCUUAGACGCUAUGGAGGAGUCUGCGAUAGCCCGAAAGUCGGCUCGGAUUAUCAGGCAUUACCUCCGGGACUUUCGAGCACCUAGAGCUUUGCGGCCAACUGGGGAGGAUGGAAUUUUAUUAUCUGAGGCGGCACAAGCAUAUGAAGUACCAAAAUGGGCUUACGGUUUUGGCUUGCCCGGAUACUCUUCCGAGGGGAUCGCUCGUCUAUUUGAUGUCGGAGGGCUUUCGAUGCUGGAUGGAUGA